AUGCAAAUGCAAGACCACUUCGCGCAAGUCGACAUGCCAACAAUACAAGGCAUCACGGUCGACAUCGCGAUCUCAGACACCGUGCUGCCAGCCUAUGCUGAUCCAAACCCCGACCUAGAACCAGAUACAACCUCCAGCUAUAUCGAGGCUGUGAGCAACAGAUGGUUCGCAGUCCUCGUGCGCAUACCUCAUGAUCACAAGCCAAGUGGUAAUCUCUUCAUCAUCAUGGUCUUCCUCGAUGGACGCGCAAUUGCAGAGGCACGGCGACGACCCGGCGAACAGCUUCCAUCCACACCACAGCCAGAAGGAGAAGCAGGCUUCGAAGGCGACAUCCUGCCGACAUUUGAGCCGGGUCUUGCGGGCGAUUUGUGCGAUCUGGAAGAAGAGGGACAGGCACGUGAUGAUUCAGAGGAGUGGCUACUUCAGGGCUACAUCUCCGGCGAAUCACUACGCUUCCCGCACGUGGUCACGGACAACAACAAGCACGAGGCAGGCGACGCAGCGGAGUGGGAGAGCAAAGAGAUUGCGGUACAGUUCAGCGAAGCCUUGAUCCUCGAAGCGGAGUCGGAGGAUGACUUUGGCAACUAUGUUCCCGCCAAGAUCAAGACUGUUGGCAACGUGUUUGCCUUCACGUUCAAGUACAGACCGCGCCAGAUCCUCGAGACCAUUCUAGGUCACACGGCGCAGCAAUCACCAGACAGCGACAAGACCAUCCGACCACACAAGGGCAAAGGCCGUGCCAACUCUCUCGACAGCGACGCAGAAGUGCCCACACCCACGACGACGACGACUCAUAGAAAUGGCCGCAAGCCGAUCUGGAACAGCAACAUGCAAUGCAUCGACUGGCUGACAGAGACGGAAUACGCACAACGCAUGACCGACCCAAGACGGGCCCAUCCCGCGGACGAAGAAUGGCGGAAGAACCUCAAUUAUUUCAACAGCAAGUGGAUGUACUGCUGCAAGCAGAUGAAGCAAGAUUCGAAGUUCACAUGGUGCGACAAUGCAGAUUGUGUCAUUGGAGUCUUCCAUUUCUGGUGUGUUGGUCUUACGCGGGAGCCGCAUUGGGGACUUAAUACUUGGCUGUGUCCCAUCUGUAGGGACUUGCCCGAGGAGGGGAUUAGGAUGCGUGAUGGGGGCAAAGGAGAGAGAAGCGUGGAGCAGAUGGAAUAA
Messenger RNA from Fulvia fulva, 1170 nucleotides. RefSeq lists its product as uncharacterized. The transcript has 2 exons. The coding region runs from base 1 to 1170 and encodes 389 amino acids. The record is from RefSeq and is a predicted model, not a curated record. NCBI's taxonomy places the organism in Eukaryota, Fungi, Ascomycota, Dothideomycetes, Mycosphaerellales, Mycosphaerellaceae.